UUUUUGGGCGCAGGCCGUCUUCCAUCUUACUGCAGUGCCUAUUUCCGUUCGCGUGUGACGCCGUGUCUUACUGUCCUGUUCCUUUUUUUUCCCCUUUUUUUGCCAAAGAGAACGAACCAUGACCGACCAGCUAUUGCUGCCGAGAACCGCGUACCGACCGCCCUCCCCGCUGGGCCGGAGGAGGAUGGCGCAGACACUUAAUCCUAUAAUGGAGGAGCCCGAGGAUACAAGAGACUCGUUCGUCGAGCGGAGGAGGAAAAGGCGGUCCGUCGAAAAGAUCGAGCAGUGGCUUUCGCCAAUGAGCGACCACUUUCCCACACCGAGAGGCCAGCACUUCCUUGCGGCGCCUGUCUUGCCGGCCACCCCCUCCUGCGUGUCGAGCGACGCUGAGCCCGAGCCCGAGCCCGAGCUCGACCUCGACAACGACGACACCAGUUCCCAGGCUUCCUCGUCGAUCCCGUCCCUUCAGUGGAAUCGCCAUAACAACAGCAGCAACCGAGACAGCAUAAUGACCGACGUGACCGAGUUUGACGAUCUUUACGAUGUCUCCGAUGACGAAAUCACACGAGAGCAACGUCUCCAAUCUAACGGUAUCAGCCGCCAACGAAGCUCCACGAGUCUCAGGAGAGCCUCGCGGGCGUCCGUGGGACUGUUGAGAUCCUUGGCUCCCUUGGUGAUCCCUGAGGAGCAGGCCCCGGCAGCAGCCAAGAAGCUGAUGUCGCCUAUCCCACCGACACCACCGUCUGCUGUUGCCAUGUCGCCCGCCGUCAAGAGCUUUAUGGAGUUGCGCCAGGCUCAAGAGACUCCCCGCGUCUCGGCACCUCCUUCCCUCGACGGGAGCAUCAACUCGGAGGAGAUGGCCCAAAUGUCCGCUCCCCCAACGCCUUCGAUCGGUGCCCAGGACAACCAAGACGAAGAGUGGGCCGGAGUCCACCUGCAGCCCGGUGCACUCGAGACGCUCCAGGCCCUCUCUGGGAGCGAUGCAGAGUACGAGGAGGAACCUGCUCAGGUCAUCGAGAUACCACAAGAGAUGACCCAAGCACGUCAACAGCUCCCCCGACUCGUUACCGGCGCUGGCGUCGACAGGGCUCCCUCACUCCGACACUCCCUGAUUGGGCUGACAAGGCUCGAGAUACCUUCCCCGGGCGGCUUCUUUUCAGAACUGUCAUCUGCCAGCCGGCGGACCUGGAAUAGCCAGCCAGAAGAGGCCAACCCACCUACUUCGACCACCGCCGAGAACUUUUACAAGACCCCCUGGACAAAACCCGCAGAGAAGACCCCGCCGCCGCCGCCACCACCACGACGGCCCCUGCACCUCGACGACCUUCCAUCCGCCAUCGUCGAGCGCGUCGUUGAGCUUCCCCUGAACAACGAUUCCGGGGACCCACCGACGGCCAUCCGGGAGCAGAAAACUCCAGUCACUGCUCUUAGAAUACCGCCUACUCCGAAACAGCCCGAGGCACCGAGCUCCGGCGCAGCAGCUGAGGAACCCCUGUCUCCUGCCGAUGUCGACGAGAUAAUCGCCGAGUAUGAUCCUGAGUGCGUCGCCAAGAGGGAGGAAAAUGCACUGUCGCACAUCGACCGCACUAAGAUGUGGUUGGCGGCACAACGCGCCUAUCUCCAGGGUAUUGUAGGCUUCUCAGAGGAGAGAGAAGCGUCCGAGGAGUCUGAGUCUGAGUCCGGGCCGCACGUCGAGUCCGAGGGGCCAUCCGCGGUCGCCUCCCCCGAGCCUGAAGGAGCCGAGCCCAAGAAGAAGAGUGUCCGCUUCUCCGAAGUUGUCUCCAAGAAGGAUAUCCCGCGCAGGUUACCUUCCAAGCUCGCGCGCCAAGAAUCUUCCUACUACCGGGCUUUCACCGAUUACUCUGUAAGGACUUGUGCCCCGGAUGUCUUCAUCCACCGCCAUACGCGCUUCGAGGCCCUCCAGGCCCAGCGCGCCUGCCUCAGGGAUGCUCACCGCAACCAAUUGCUCGGCAAGUUCCAGCUGUCGGUGGUGCCCCAGUCGACAAAGAAGCGCAUGAGCGCCAACGUUGUGCGUGGCGACGAUGUAGUCGUCGAUGAUCCCGAGAAACUUCGCGCGGAGAAGGAAGCCGAGGCUCUCUCGCAGAUGCGCAUGGCUACCUGGCAUGUCGCCGCCACCAAGCUCCUCAACGGCGGCCGCCUGAUCGCCGCCCCCGUGGGCAAGCGUCUGGGCCGCCAGAGCUACAUGGCCACCCGCGCCGACGGCACCAGCCGUGACCGCGCGCGCAUCCUCGAUCUCGGAGGACAGGGCACCUGCGACUGGGCCUGGCACGCCGCUCUGCUGUAUCCCAACACCGAGAUCUAUACCGUCACCACCAAGGCCAUUCGUCAGCUCAGCAACAGCAACAUCCGCGGCCCGCCCAACCACCGCCAGGUCGCCGUCACCAGCCUUGCCAAACUCCCUUUUGCCGACAACCAGUUCGACCUCAUCUCGGCGCGCGAGCUGCACGCCGUGAUCAAGCUCUUUGGCGAGCACGGUAUCAACGAGUGGGAUGCUUGCCUGCGCGAGUGCAUGCGCGUUCUGAAGCCCGGCGGCUACCUCGAGUUUACCCUUCUCGACGCCGAUAUCAUGAACGCCGGGCCGCUCGGCAACGCAAAGGCCGUCGAAUUUCACUUUGCCCUGCAGACGCUCGGCUACGACCCCAACCCAACCCGAUCCUUCCUCGGCCGCCUCCAUGCCGCGGGCUUCGACGAGAUCCGUCGCGCGUGGGUGUGCCUGCCCGUCGGGCCGAAACACCCCCCGCAGUCCGUCUUCACCACCGCUAGCAGAAACUCGACAACGUCCUCCUCCUCCUCCUCCUCCUCCUCCUCAUCAUCAUCAUCCGUCAAAGUGCACCGUCUCGAAGCGAUGGUCACCGGCUCGACCGACAACAUCGCCGCCGUCACGGGCAUCGCCGCGGGCUGGAGCUGGGAGCGGUGGCUGCUGCGCGCCGAGAUGGAGAGCGCCGCCGGCGAACUGCGCCUGGCCGACACCGUCACGCCCGGGACGGCCAUGCGCGAGGCCGGCAAGAUGAUUGCCGACGUGCAUUCCGUGGUCGAGGAAGGGCGGAAGAUAGGGUCCUGCUUCAGGAUGCUGAGGGGUUAUGCGCGCAAGCCGGGGCCGGCGCCGGCGCCAAAGGCAACAACAACAGCAACAAGAACAACAACAAGAGCGACGAAGCGAGUGGAAAUGGAAGAGGUCGCAGAUUCCGGGUUUCUGGACCGGAGCGGAUCCAUUCGGAUUUGCUUAGACACCGAGUCUUUAAUGUGAAGAUGCAUACAUGGUGCAUACAUGGUGGCGGAGAUGGGGGGGUGUACAAUGGCAUAUCCUAAUUCUUCUCUUCUUUGUCUUGAGCGAGCACAAGUCAUUCAUGGGCCAGCUGUGGUUUUCUUUUUUUUCUUUUUUUUUUUUUUUUUUCAACUGUCACACACAACAUUGGAUAGCCAUACACAUCUCCCUGAAGUGUAGAAAUAAAGGUUGAUACCGCGAGACAUCGCCCUCA
Molecule: messenger RNA, 3500 nt
Organism: Thermothelomyces thermophilus ATCC 42464
Lineage: Eukaryota; Fungi; Ascomycota; Sordariomycetes; Sordariales; Chaetomiaceae
Exons: 1
Coding region: 119-3268 (1049 amino acids)
Molecular function (GO): S-adenosylmethionine-dependent methyltransferase activity
Source: RefSeq, a predicted model, not a curated record